GGGGCCGGACGGGGCCGUGCCGAGCUGAGCGAAGCGCGCCGCGCCGAGCUGCGAUGGAGGGCGCCGAGAGGGCCAGCCUGCUGGGGGAGCGCAGCCUGGGGCCGCCGGCCCGCUUCAAGACGUACCGGCGGCGGUGGUUCCUGCUGGCCGUCGUGUGCCUGCUGAACUGCUCCAACGCCAUGCUGUGGCUGACGUUUGCUCCUGUGGCUGAUAAGACAGCUGCUUACUUCCACAUUUCCCUGGAGACAGUCAACUGGCUCUCAAUGGUGUACCUCCUCAUCUCGAUCCCAUUUGGUCUGGUGGCAACAUGGGUCCUUGACAGCGUGGGGCUCCGCUGUGCUGUGGUCCUGAGUGCAUGGCUGAACAUGGUUGGUAGCAUCACCCGGAUGUUCAGCGUACUGAAGUUCCUGAGCUUGGGUUCCCAGAGUUACUGGUACCUGUUUGUUGGACAAUGCUUCUCUGCAUUAGCACAGCCUCUUAUCAUCUUUUCACCAACAAAGCUGGCAGCACUAUGGUUCCCAGAUCACCAGAGAGCAACAGCAAAUAUGAUUGCAUCAAUGUCCAACCCCUUGGGCAUUCUUAUAGCAAACUUGUUGUCCCCUGCACUAGUUCCUGAAGGAAAGCACAUUCCAUUGAUGCUGGGUAUUUAUGCUGUCCCAGCAGUAACAGCCUGUGCUCUUGCAACUCUGGGGAUUCACGAGAAGGUCCCGCCAACGCCUCCAUCAGCCAGUGCCACCAACUCCAACUCACAGCCAUUCUUCACAGGGCUCAAAAUGCUCCUGAGAAACAAGCCAUACAUCAUUCUGGCAGUGUGUUUUGGAGGAGGAAUUGGGAUGUUCACCUGCUUUUCAGCUCUGCUAGAACAGAUCCUUUGUGAAAAGGGGUAUUCAAAUGAUUUUGCUGGCCUGAAUGGUGCACUGUUUACGGUCUGUGGUUUGUUGGGUGCUUUCCUGCUAGGCAUGUAUGUUGACCGGACAAGGAAGUUCAUAGAGUCCACCAAGAUCAGUUUCUGUCUGAGUGCACUUGCCAGCAUCAUGUUCGCAGUGACUUCUCGGUUCAGACAUCAGGCCAUCACGUUGGCCAUCACCAGUUCGCUCUUUGGUUUCUUUGGUUUUGCCAUCUACCCCAUUGCCAUGGAGCUGGCUGUGGAGUGCUCCUACCCCGUAGGAGAGGGCACAUCUACAGGCCUGAUUUUUGUUGCAAGCCAGAUUGAGGGUGUGAUUUUAAUGAUUCUUCUACAAGCUCUCACAGUCCGUGUUUCUGAGGAUCCAUUUUCUACCUGUGCCCUUGACCAGGAUGGAGCCCUGGACUGGACAACUCCAGUCCUGGUGCUGGCUGGCCUCUGCAGUGGUAUGGCUUGUUUCUACGUCAUCUUCUUCCACACUGACUACAAGCGGCUCCAUGCUGAGACAAUCAGUGCUGAUUUGGUCAAGGCAGAAGAUGCAACAACAGCACAUGUUCCUGAAUCCUAAACAGGCCAAAAGGGGAUGCCAAGGGCCAGGACUCAGAUAGUAGGCAUGGACCAAUCCUGAGCUGGUACACUGGGAUAUCUGUGUCAUGUUGCACAAUAAGCAAGGACUAGAGCAUACAGCACCUCUGCUGUGCAUCUCUCAGUCUUGUGUUUAUUUGGGGAUCUGGGCUGUUAAGAAAGGCUGUCCUGCCAGAAAGGUCAAAGUGGCAAUGGACAGCUAUGCUCGCAACUAAAAUUUUUAGCUGACUUGAUUCAACCUAAAGAAAUGCCACUGUGGAGGGUAGCAUUGUAUUUCAGCCAUUUUUAAAUUUUCAUGUAUGUGGAUCAAGGGUGAAGGUUUCAAAAAGAUAAAAGCUGUGCCUACCACAAACCCAGUGGAAAACUUUGCAUCCUUCUAAGGAGUUUGCUUGUUCCUACAGCUCCAGCUGUGCUCUCACUAGUAAGCACUGAUGUUUGUCAAAAGGAGCAGGAAAGAAGUCUGAAACCAAAGUGAAACAAGAUUGUUUAAACCUGUCAGAAGAAUGAGAUAGCUGUCUUUUGCAAUAGUAGCUGGUCGGUUCAGCAGCCCUGGAACUAACACACCAAACAGAUUAACGCUAAAUUUACCUUCCACUUCUGAAUUCCACUGUACUGGGAAGCAAGAAGCACUUGAUACUUUAUAAUUUUAUAUAUUUACAAAUGUUUAUGUUUUUUUAAUAAAGGGUGGUUUAAGAAAGGA
This is a messenger RNA of Motacilla alba alba, 2189 nucleotides long. RefSeq names its product solute carrier family 49 member 3 (gene SLC49A3). The transcript has 10 exons. Gene Ontology annotation, biological process: transmembrane transport. Gene Ontology annotation, molecular function: transmembrane transporter activity. Gene Ontology annotation, cellular component: membrane. Lineage: Eukaryota; Metazoa; Chordata; Aves; Passeriformes; Motacillidae. The record is from RefSeq and is a predicted model, not a curated record. The coding region runs from base 54 to 1472 and encodes 472 amino acids.